AUGUCACCCUCUGAAAGGCGUAAUUCUAAGGUUUGCUCAAAUGCAACACACCAAACUCGGUGCGGAAAUUCGUGGUUCACUGAUUAUAUUUGCCGGGAUGGCAGGGAUGGUAGAGAUGGCCGAAACGGUAAAGAUGGCCGUGAUGGACGCGACGGGAAAAAUGCUGGAGAAAAGGGAGAAAAAGGUGAGCAAGGAGCGCCAGGAAAUGACGGAAUGAGGGGAAUCAAGGGAGAACAAGGUUUGCAAGGAGUGCCAGGAGAUGACAGAAUGAGGGGAAUCAAGGGCCAGAAAGGUGAAUCUGGCUCAUCUUUAACCAGAAAACAUCCUGGGGAUAUUUUUAAGUUCGAUGACGUCCCAGCAUUCAACUGCACUCUGAAUACAGCUGGCACUGUUCGUUAUAAUGUGUCCCAGAAUGCGUUGCAAUUCUGUGACGGUAGAUCGUGGUUGUUUCUGCUUACUGCUCCUGUCGCUGACACCAAGAAAGUCAAGAAAGGUCACGAGUCCCAAAAUCCAGGCCGUCACUGUCUAGAUAUUUUAAAUGCAGGUGACAGUCGUGGUAGCGGACUUUACUGGAUCGAUCCGAACGGUGGCUCAAAAGAUGACUCGUUCCAGGCUUUUUGUGACAUGGACACUAACGGUGGAGGUUGGACACUAGUUGCCACAAAGGUGUCCCCAAGCUUUAACUUUAUCAAAACAGUAUUCUCAACAUCAGCAGCAAAAACCACGGAUGCCGAUGCAGCGAGUCACAUCCACACUGACAUGGGGGACUGGGAAGAGGUCACGUUCCGGUUCAGUAACGUCAGUACCAUCCGGGUUAUUUACAACAGGAAGGCGGGCGAUCCAAAUAAGGACAAAACAGACUUUGACAAGUUCUUAAUGGGGACAACUUACAGUACGAUCAAGAACAUCCACGGGUUUUACAAGUACAGCCCGGCAGAUAAAAACAAGAAAAAUCCUCCAACGACUUUUGCGUCAAUAUCUAGCCUUUACUUCUACGCAAAACGUGGGAUUUCCGAAGUUCACCGACAUGGCACGGACAAGUGGCUUGACAUUUGGGAUACUGAAGAUAACUAUACAGACAACUAUAUAUUCGCCGACGACAACCGCGCACGUGGUACCAAAUGUAUCGCAGGCUACUGUUAUCUGAACAAACCAAUCUGGGUGAUGGUGCGAUAGAAACAAACUGUAGUUGAAAACAAAGAAAAGGCGUUGUUAAGUUUCUGUAAGGUGUUGGGAUUUAAUAAAAAAUGCUGUGUUGCGAAAGCUAACCAAACUGUGUUGUCUUAGUAAUAAGAGCUAAUCAGAAGACUUGAUACUAAUGUCGAUCAUUAUAAAGGAUUACCAUAAUCUCGG
Pocillopora verrucosa is the source of this 1353-nucleotide messenger RNA. Lineage: Eukaryota; Metazoa; Cnidaria; Anthozoa; Scleractinia; Pocilloporidae. The record is from RefSeq and is a predicted model, not a curated record.